AUGGUAUAUGGAGAAAAUGUGAUAGCAUUUGUACAGCAGCAGCCAGCAGCCGCACAACCAGCAACAAUCAGCGACCAGCAGCAGGCGACAACCAGGAAGUCAGCAACCGCCAGUUCCGUCGACCAGCAGCAGCAGCCGCCAGUCCUGUCGACCAGCAGCACACACAGCAGUAGCAACCGCCAGCCACCAAUCCCAGUCGACCAGCAGGGCUCAGGCAGCCGCAGCACCACGCACAGCAGCAGCCGGCGACCGGCAGCGACAACCAUCAGCUUUGAGAUGGCUGAACAAAAUCAAUCAAAUGUGGGUGUGGCUAAUCAAAGUCGAAUAAGUAUGGCUGAUUCUACGGAUAAUACACCUACUACUAGCAAUGAUGCCUCAAUUGGCACAAAGGAAACAAAAAAAAGAAAAGAAAUGGAUCCUAGGUCUACUGUUUGGCAAUACUUCGAAUUUUUUUUUGAAAAUGGUUUAUUAGUUAAAGCAAAGUGUUUACAUUGUAAACAAAACUAUGCUGCUAAUACAACUAGAAAUGGAACAAGUGGACUGAGACAACAUUUGACUAACCGAUGUAAAGUGUAUAAGCCCCCGCCUGUUGCACCUGGCAUUCAAAAAUUGUUAAAUUUUCAAAGUAACAGUUCUUCGAUAGAGACUUGGAAAUUUGAGCAAGAGGUAUGUAGGAAAGCUUUAGUUGAGAUGAUAAUUUUGGAUGAGCUACCUUUUAGUUUUGUUGAAAAAGAAGGCUUUAAGAAAUUUAUGAGUAAAGUUCAACCUUUGUUUCGGAUUCCUUCUCGUAGAACCAUAACAAGGGAUUCUUAUGAAGUUUAUGGUGAAUUGAGAAUGAAUUUGAAAAUGUCUUUUAGAGAAAUACAACCAAGAAUUUGUCUCACAACAGACACAUGGACCUCGAUGCAAAGAAUCAAUUAUAUGUGUUUGACUGCUCACUUUAUUGAUAGGGAUUGGGUGCUUCAUAAAAGAAUAUUGAAUUUUUGUCCUAUAACUAGUCAUAAAGGUGAGCAUUUGGCUGAGUGUAUUAGUAAUUGUUUACUUGAUUGGAACUUGGACAAUGUCUUUACUGUUACGGUUGAUAAUGCCUCUUCAAAUGAUGUGGCGGUUUUAGAGUUGUCCAAAAAAUUAGAUAUGUGGGGAACUAAUAUGAUGGAAGGUAAGCAUCUCCAUGUGAGAUGUAUGGCUCACAUACUUAAUUUAAUUGUGCAAGAUGGUUUGAAAGAAAUUGGUCCUUCUAUCAAACAGGUGAGACAAAUGGUGAAAUAUGUUAGAUCAUCUUCUACAAGGACAAGAAACUUCUUGAAAUGUGUUGAAAUGCAAAAAAUAGAAUGUGAUAAAAUGUUGUCUUUAGAUGUGCCUACUAGGUGGAAUUCCACCUAUUUGAUGUUGGACACGGCAGAAAAAUUUGAAAAGGCUUUUGAGAGGUUUGAUCUUUAUGAUGGUAAUUUUAAUUCUUUUCUUGCUACUGAUGUUUGUGAAGAUGGAAGUAUUGCAGGUUCAAUUCAAUAUGAGGAUUGGGCUAAUGUGAGGAAUAUCACAAAGUUUCUUGAAAAAUUUUAUGAGCUCACAUUGAAAGUUUCAGGUUCACGGUAUGUUACUUGUAAUGUUUAUUUUGAGGAUAUAUGUGAGCUUGAUGCAUACUUGAAAGUAUGUAUGACAAGUGAUGAUGUUGAUUUGAGUAAAAUGGCUUCGGGGAUGAAAGAAAAGUUCAAGAAAUAUUGGGAUACUCCUGAAAAGAUGAACAAAAUGCUUUUUAUUGCUUUUGUUUUGGAUCCUCGCAAUAAAUUUAUGUAUGUUAGUUUUGCUCUUGAAGAAUUACUUGGGGAAGAAAAGGGACAGAUAGUGAAUAAUGAAGUAAAUGCUUACUUAAAGAAUUUGUUUGCGAUCUAUGUAAGUAAGUAUGCAAAAGGUUCUAAAAAUCAAUCAUCUUCAUCUGACUCCUCUGAUUCAUCUACUUAUGGUCUUUCUCAAAAUGUGAAAACAAAUUCUUUGAGAACUAAGUUUUACAUGAAGAAACAAAGGGAAGAUUCUGGAAGUUUAGGUGUUAAAUCUGAGUUGGAUAGAUAUCUUCUUGAAGACCAAGAGCCUGAAUCUGAGGACUUUGAUAGUUUGAUUUGGUGGAAAGUUAAUUCUCCUAGAUUUCCUAUACUUUCACAGUUGGCUCGAGAUGUAUUGGUUAUUCCUUUGUCGAGUGUGGCAUCGGAAUGUGCAUUUAGCACGGGUGGUCGUAUUCUUGAUCCCUUUAGAAGUUCAUUGACUCCCAAAUGUGUGCAAUGCCUUAUUUGUGUUCAAGAUUGGCUUAGACAAGAAACUAAGCUUCUUUGUGUUGAAGAAAGUUUGGAGUUUCUUGAAAAAAUUGAACUUGAGAUGGCAAAUAGUGGAAGAAACUCUUCCAUUGUUGAUCUAUGA
Solanum verrucosum is the source of this 2412-nucleotide messenger RNA. Its product is annotated as zinc finger BED domain-containing protein RICESLEEPER 2-like. Lineage: Eukaryota; Viridiplantae; Streptophyta; Magnoliopsida; Solanales; Solanaceae. The transcript has 4 exons. The record is from RefSeq and is a predicted model, not a curated record. Bases 1 to 2412 code for a protein of 803 amino acids. Gene Ontology annotation, molecular function: protein dimerization activity; DNA binding.